This is a messenger RNA of Dendroctonus ponderosae (mountain pine beetle), 1406 nucleotides long. RefSeq lists its product as uncharacterized. Lineage: Eukaryota; Metazoa; Arthropoda; Insecta; Coleoptera; Curculionidae. The record is from RefSeq and is a predicted model, not a curated record.
UCGUAAUAGAAAGUCUAAAAGACGUUAGAGUAACGGUUCCUGAAGCAGUGCGGAUGCGAGAGACCAUUACUUUGCAAUGCGCGUUUGACCUGGAAGGUGAGCCACUUUACACCGUAAAGUGGUACAAAGGCAGCAAGGAACUCUUCAGGUUUAUUCCCAAGGAACUUCCCAACUCCAAGGUGUUUGCUAUGCCAGGAAUCGAAGUGGAUUUGAGCAAAAGUACCCGAAACGAACUAGUGUUAAGAAACGUGCAACCAGAAGUAACUGGCAGAUACAAAUGCGAAGUUUCAUCUGAUGCGCCCAAUUUUUACACGAAAAUGGAUUCCGGUUACAUGUACGUGGUCGACGCCCCCAUUGAUGACCCUUCAUUGACCAUAGAUAAGAACUUGGUGGACAUUGGCGACUUUGUAAGUGUAAAUUGCACGACUCUGCCUUCGUUUCCCUCGACAAACGUUAGUUGGUACCUGAACGGAAUUAAGGUUGCGCCCAGCUCGAUGCAAAAACUGGAAGUUACUCCCGAGUUAUCGACGAGCAAUCGAAAGUAUUUCAUAACGAUAUCCGGAAUGGAGCUGCAAAUAACCGAAAGCACAUUUCAGAACGGCAAGGCUGUUCUGAGCUGCGUAGCCAAGCUGUUCAAUCUGUACAGAGGAGAACGGAAAGAGACUAUAGAGGAGGCGAAGCCCAGGCCGCGACCCUCUUCUGUUUUGGGUCCCAGAAACGAUAGUUCAGUGAGCCAAAGACUGAAAAUUUCCAACGUAGGAUUUAUAUUGACGUUUAUUCUCUUGCAUGUACAUCGAUAAAACCCAGGCUCGCGUUUAUUUAUUCAGGAAAAAGUCUGAUGGUGAGCUCACACCAAAAAACGACUGUUUUCUUAACCGGAAGAAUCAAUCAAGUUGUGUAAAUAGCAUUGUAAAUAGUAAUUUAAGGUGAACCAGAGCCCUUAAGCUGAUGCAAUCGAUGUUACUAACGUUGGAAGUGAAUAAUGAUAUUCACAGGCAAAAAACGACUUGCUACUUUGCAGCCAAUUAAAAUCAGUUGUUCGAGUCUUUGCUUCAAAGUACCAAGCCAUUUGAAUUACAUACUUACUCCACAAUCUUAUAUUGAACAUAUUAAUGUGGCGUAGCUGAAGAAGUUAUAUAAUUGUUUCAAUAGAAUUUAACAGAGUUUUUUUAAUGUGUUUGAAUGUUAUGACUGAAUUAUAUUUUAUCACCCACACUUUUGUAAGGUAAAUUCAUAAAAUCAACUGCAAUUUUCCGGGUUUGUUCGACUGUGUUGAGUGCUGAAUUGUUGAGCCGCAUGACAGUACAUUACAAACGAUUUACCGCAGAACUAUCAAUUAUUUGCCAUUAACCGAUUGAAAAUUUAUUGUAGACCUUUAAGAUGUUAAUAAAAAUUGUAUAAAAACU